Rhagoletis zephyria (snowberry fruit fly) is the source of this 634-nucleotide messenger RNA. Its product is annotated as putative protein TPRXL. NCBI's taxonomy places the organism in Eukaryota, Metazoa, Arthropoda, Insecta, Diptera, Tephritidae. The record is from RefSeq and is a predicted model, not a curated record.
AUCAAAGAUCGUCGCCCUGGCCAACACAGCGGCAGCAGUGGUUCACUGGCCAGCCUGAACAACAACAACCACAAUAGGGCGUCGCCGGGAAACAUCUACUUCAGCGACAAUCCCUUUGGAGAGGGGAAGCUGAAGAGUAGUGGUGGUAGUGGUGGUAAUUCACCCUCAUCACCCUCCGCCUCUUCAAAAGAUCCCUUUGCCUCGGUGGAGGGCAGCGGAAGUGGCAGCAGCAGUAGCAACAAUGGAGGAAGUAGCAAUAGUCCCAGCGAGGACGACGAGGACGAUGAGCCCGAUGAUAUUGAGGGCUCCGGAGAUGGAAAGGGAGGCGAAGGUCUUAUCGGAGGUUCGAGUAAUACCUCGACGACGACCACUACCACUUCUGAACCAUCUUCUACGUCGACGACCACGACUACGACGACAACAACGACCACAACGACAACUACAACGACAACUCCAUCAACGACCACCACUUCAACUACGACGACCACCACAACUCCUGCUCCAAUUAGCAGCAGCAGCAGUCGAAGACCUGCUCUUCCACCAAGCGAUGAUGAGGACGAUGAUGAUUUCACUGAAGGCUCCGGUGAUAAACCUCGAAAGGAGUCGGCAGAUGACGUGGAAGGCUCGGGUGAUA